This is a messenger RNA of Tachysurus vachellii, 2329 nucleotides long. RefSeq names its product CD247 antigen like (gene cd247l). Gene Ontology annotation, cellular component: Fc-epsilon receptor I complex. Bases 230 to 646 code for a protein of 138 amino acids. Lineage: Eukaryota; Metazoa; Chordata; Actinopteri; Siluriformes; Bagridae. Gene Ontology annotation, molecular function: IgE receptor activity. The record is from RefSeq and is a predicted model, not a curated record. Gene Ontology annotation, biological process: cell surface receptor signaling pathway. The transcript is spliced from 8 exons.
CAGGAAGUGAUUGUGAAAAAGGUGUUGAGCAGAAAGGACAGAAGAUGCUGAGAGUGGAGCUUUAUGAUCACCAGACAGAUCUGAGCGCUGGGGCCAUUUCCUGUUAGCAAAGGGGCUUCUGUACACUGACAAAUGUGCAAAGGUAGAGUGCUACACAUCUUUUUUUAGUGAAGCUCGGCAACAAGCAUUUAAGACCUCCAGGUACACUUCUGGAUUCUCAGGCAAUAUAAUGGUAGUGUUCAAGAAGGAUUCGCUGCUGUGCCUGGCCUUACUGGUUUCUUCUGCUGGGGCCACAAAUUUCAGUGACCCCAUCAUCUGCUAUGUGCUGGAUGCAGUUCUGCUCUUCUACUGCAUCAUUUUCACUGCACUGUAUUUUAAACUCAAGUUUCAAACGACCUUUGCCCGGGAACCUACUAACAAUGGUCAGGAAGCAAAACAGGAGAGGAUAUAUGAGCAACCGUUAAGAGCCACAGAAGAUCAUUAUGAAGAUUUCCGCCUAAAAAAACAGGCACCGUCCAAUAACGACCCUCAGAGCGCAACCCAGCCUCGGAAAAAAAAGAACAAAACCAAACAUUCUCACAGUAAGAGCAAUGCAGCAGAAACCAUUGAGCUGACAUCUGUCCCUGCUUUACCAGCACGCGAAUGAGCCUGUACACGGAGGGCUGGUUUAAACUCCUUAAUGAUUUUUUUUUUCCUUCCUCCACUUUCUCAGAACAUCUGCUCAUUUAACUGGGCAUCUGUACAUUUUUGCACAUUUCACCCAGUGGAAAAGUCUAAAGCCUACUGCUAAUAUGUGCAAUUUGCCUAUUUGCUUGCAUAAUAACUCUUAAUUUAAGUAGCUUUUAACUAAUUGCAGAAUUAAUUUAAUUUACUCUCCAGUGUUGUUGAAUUCUCAUAUCUGAUUGGUCAGAAGGUGUUGAUCAAUUUUCUAAUAACAGCACAGCUUUGGAAGAAGCACAGACUGAAAAACAUAUUAUAGGUUUAUAUUAAUAUGUUAUUGUGUCUGUAAAAACAGUUCAUUUUCAGGGAUGCGUAGCGUACGACAGACUUUCCACACAACAACCCACAAGUACGAAGCCUGAUAAUAAAACAAUUGAAAAAAUGUGGUGUUAUAAGAAAUAAUUGAUUAUGACGUGAAGUUUUCUGCAAAGGAGACAUUUAACAUUUAUGGAAGGAGUCUUUAUGAAAUUUCUGCCACGAGUCAUUAAAAAAGCUGUAUUUUCUGGUUUGUUGGUAACCUAUAACCAGUUUUCCUAUUUGUUUUCUCCCCUUUUUUUUUUUAUUGUCGUCUUAUUUAUUUCAAGAAUUUAAUGUUAUUUCAACAUUUCUAGCUGUUUAUAAUGAAAUGAUAAAAAGAUAGAAAAUUAUUUCAGGGCUUCUAUAAACAUAUAAUUAUAAAUGAUCACAUGCAGCUAUGUAAAUGUAAUGGUUAAAGAGUAUGACAUGUUCAUGAAUAAGUGUGUAAAGAACGAACAAUAUCAGGCUGUGCUGUCGUUUGCCGUGGUCAAUUUAAGUAGUAACAUUUCCACUUUUUUUCUGGCACUUCUUUUCCUCUUCACCAUGGAUUACAUACAGUAUAUGGGACAGAUGUAUGUAAGGUUUUUUUUUUUAAUGACAGUGUUUUUAUAGGAAAUGAAUCAAAAGCAGAAUGGUGGUAUAUAAGGAUCAGAGAAUAUCACUAUAGUUACAUGGAUGGUUUCAUGGUGGAGAAGAGAGAGGACAAAAGGGUUUCCAGGAAGAAAAUGAGAAUGUUAUUGCUUAAAUUAAUCAUAGUACUGGAAAAUGUUACAAUUAUGAAAUGAUGAUAAAAUAUAAAUGAUCUGUUUAAUCUAACCCUGUCAGAAAUUGUAGCCCAGACUAAUUUUUAUAAAGAAAUACUCCAUGAUCAUGAUAUUUUGUGCCUACCUUUGUGCUUCUGUGGUCAUUUUGAUGGUAAGAAGAUUAUUAAGUCUAUUGUAAUGAUUAAAAAGAAAGCUGAUCUUGUAUCGCCUGCGCAUAUUUAACAUAAAGUAUCAUUUAAAAAUGGAAGAAACAGCUUCUUAUGCCAAAGCAUGAAAGGCAUGUUAUGCUCUUCUUUUGCAUAUUAAGCACAGUAGAGCCCAGUAGAGCUCAGAACAGGAGUGAUGUGCUCCAAACUAAUGCAGUAAACUGGGAAGAAAGGUUUCAUUUAUCUCAGCUGAGUAAUAAGCGUCUGUCCAUCCACCACAUUACAGUUUUUUUGUUUUUUUACAUAUCCAGUGCAAGCUAUAUACAAUUUUUCCAUGCAAAAAAAGUUAAGCCUAAUUGGAAAUAAUAGGCUAUAUUUUGCUAAUAAACACAUUUAUUCCUA